UCUGUCAGUCUGCAGCGCUGCUAUCAUGCAUGGCAGAAAGGUGUGCGGGUAGUACUCAGUGGUCGCCAUGCUGCCCGGGGUCGGUGUGUUCGGGACGAGUCUGACGGCGCGGGUGAUCAUCCCGCUGCUGAAGAGUGAGGGCUUCUCAGUGGAGGCGCUAUGGGGGCGCACUCAGGAGGAGGCCGAGGAGCUGGCCAAGGAGAUGGACGUGCCCUUCUACACCAGCCGGAUCGAUGAUGUGCUUCUGCACCAAGAUGUGGAUCUAGUGUGCAUCAACCUGCCACCACCACUUACCCGCCAGAUCGCAGUGAAGACCUUGGGUAUCGGCAAGAACGUCAUCUGCGACCGCACUGCCACACCGCUGGAUGCUUUCCGGAUGAUGUCCGCUGCACAGUACUAUCCCAAGCUGCUCAGCAUUAUGGGAAAUGUUCUGCGCUUUCUUCCAGCAUUUGUACGCAUGAAAGAGUUGCUCGAGGAAGGCUUUGUGGGAGAGCUGCUGGUGUGCGAGGCACAGGUCCAUGGCGGCAGCCUCCUGGGCAAAAAGUACAACUGGAGCUGUGAUGACCUGAUGGGUGGUGGAGGACUUCACUCUGUGGGUAGCUACAUCAUUGACCUACUAACAUUUCUGACCGGCCGGCGUGCCACCAAGGUACAUGGCUUUCUCAAGACGUUUGUCAAACAGACAGACCACAUCAAGGGCAUCAGGCAGAUCACCAGCGAUGACUUCUGCACUUUUCAGAUGGUGCUGGAAGGCGGUGCAUGCUGUACUGUCACACUCAACUUUAAUGUGCCUGGUGAAUUUCGACAGGAAGUAGUUGUGAUUGGAACAGCUGGCAGGCUCACUGUUAGUGGUGCUGACUUGUACGGCCAAAAGAACAGCAGCCAAGAAGGAUGUGAGCUUCUCCUUAAGGAUAACACAUCUUUGGGUAAUGCCUCACUGCCCGACAAGGCCUUCAGUGAUAUUCCAUCCCCAUACCUUACCGGAACAAUCUGCAUGGUCCAGGCUGUACGACAGGCCUUUCAAGGCCAGGAGGAUAGGCGGACUUGGGACGGGCGGCCGCUUACUAUGGCUGCCACUUUUGAGGACUGUUUGUAUGCUCUGUGUGUAGUGGACACAAUAAAAAAAUCCAACCAGUGCGGUGAAUGGCAGAACAUUGUAGUGAUGACUGAAGAACCUGAGGUCAGUCCAGCCUACCUGAUCAGUGAGGCCAUGCGACGUAGCAGGAUGUCUCUGUACUGCUGAAGCUGCUUGAUGAAUCACUUAGCGGAUGUUUUAAAUGAUGUUAAAGUGGAAAACGUGCUCCCUUUAGGACUGAAGAAGAAUUAAAGUCUGCUGCCUUUUUACUCGUUAAUAGAAUGAAUGUGCAGAAAUGCACACAGCAAUAUAUUCUCUGAACACCACAGCUCUUGAAAAAUAUUACACUGGAUUCAUGAACGUGAAAACUGUGUAACAUUAUAGUUCUUACUGGAAAAGCUUUGUAAAACAUGGUUCUGUCCUUCCUGCAUGGAAAUGAAUGUCCAGAACAGUGGAUAUUACUUACUCUGUUCCCUGUGUGUGUACUGUGUGUGCACUGUGUAUGUAGUAUAUUACAAAAAGCCCAAAAAUCAAUAGUUUGGCUGGUAGGCCAUUUAGAGAGGAACUCCCCUCUGGUUAUGUAUGCAAUAAAUCAGCAUAGAUUUACCCUGUGUCUC
Trichomycterus rosablanca is the source of this 1692-nucleotide messenger RNA. RefSeq names its product glucose-fructose oxidoreductase domain containing 1 (gene gfod1). Bases 68 to 1243 code for a protein of 391 amino acids. Lineage: Eukaryota; Metazoa; Chordata; Actinopteri; Siluriformes; Trichomycteridae. The record is from RefSeq and is a predicted model, not a curated record. The transcript has 2 exons. Gene Ontology annotation, molecular function: nucleotide binding.